UGAGCUGGCCCAGAGGUCUGUGAACACCACCAUUCGUGAUUGCACCGACGAGAGCUGCAUCCGCCGUAGUUGACCAUCCUUGAUCCGUACCUUUGCUUCGUAAGACCCAGCAUCCAUUCAGCAUUUCAACAUUCGUGACUGUGGACACGUCUGUCUGCGUCGUGAAUCGUUGAUGUGGAGGUACAGAUCGAGGACCGCGUAUAAGACCUCCUGAUGAUCGAUGAAGAGAUUCUGGAUGUCCGAGCCCGCACUCAUCCGCCACUUUGUCUGACGUCCCACUGGCAGCAUUUACAUUCGUGAGCGGCCUGUUUGCAACUUUCGCAAUGACCGAAGCUCUGCACUCUCAUCGUCGAGAUGUUACGGUUUGCCGGACAAACAAGCAUGUCGUCUUAGCUGCCCAUCCUCCCGCUUCUGGCUAUCCCGCACGAUGGUCCCUCGGUCCUAUGGAUUACUACGUGGGAUUGGGCAUUCCUAUACAAGCCGUCUUCGUCUUUGAGCCAUCGCCAGACCAGCAUGACGAUCUCAUUCCUCCGGAACGCCUAAUCACAGCUAUGAGCGCCUUGCUCGACCAUCAUCCGCACUUUUCAGGCCGUCUGCGAGUGGACGAGCAGGAUCACCAGCCAUACAUCACCGCGCUCGGAUCCGGCGCAGAAUUGAUCGAAGCGCAUUGCGAUCAAGCCUUGUCUUCAUACCAAAAUCUGGGGGACUACAUCAUCACAUCGUUCCCUAAAGAUCUCUUGUCACCCUACGAGCCCACGCCAGAGUACCUCGCCAAGCAUCCCUUUUUUGCCAUCCAGCACACCCGAUUCGCCUGUGGAGGAGUUUCCCUGGCUGUCCGUGUAGCUCAUGCUGUAGUGGAUGGAGUGGGCUUCUUCAGCGUAGUCAGAGAUUUGAGGGACAUUUAUAACCAGCUCGGUCGAUCAGACGUACCACCACCUCGGCUAUCCCAUACGCCGAGCCUUGCGGGGUACAUGUCAGAUUGGGCGUGUCGAGCUUCGCCGGAAGAAGUGCGCGAUGCUCGGAAGGUUCAACCUCAGCAGUACCAGCUUGUUCAGGACAGUCUUCCUUCCGGCAGCAACGGCGUGACCUUAUCAUCAGACAAGACGGACAAAGAAGUCGAGGAUGACAAGACCCCCUCUAUUGCCGAAGCCGAUCCGGUGGUAGGCCGAGUUCUGCGCUUCUCCGCAAAGCAGCAAAGCGAAUUGAAAAGCUUGGCCAUGGACCCUUGCGCAAACGAGGGAGAGUACAUCACGACAUUUGAUGCACUGUGCGCCUACGUGCUCCAGCAGACUUAUCGGGCUCGCACGUCUCCGACACGGCUGCCAUCCUGCUCGCCGAAUAGGUGCAACUUCCUCACUCCGAGCGAUUGGCGCAAAGCGCUCAAUCUGCCAGCAAAUCAUACACCCAACACGUGCUUUGUCAACUUUUGCGAUCUGACUCCUGAGCUGGUGCUCGAUGGACCAGCGCACGCGAUCGCCAGGGCUGUCCAUCAAGUGAGCCGAAGUUUGAGCCUUGCCGAUGCGAAGAGUCAACUGCGUUGGCUCUGCGCCCAACCGGACAAGUCCAAAGCUCAAUUAGCUUUCUCGUACGGCGAUGGCAGUCUACUUCUCAGUUCCUGGCUCAAGAUGGAUUUGUACGACGCCCUCUCCCUCUCGCUCGCUCAAAAGGGACCGGAGGAGCGACGCAUCAGACCUACAGUCACCUUCACCCCUUUUACUCAGGUAUCGCUGAUUGAUGGGUUGGGCUAUUUCCUCCCUAUUCCACCUUCUUCGUCAAUGGACGGUGGGGCUAGCUCCGUAGACCUGGCACUAGCACUCAAGGACUCGGUCUGGCGAGAGAUGGACCGAGUUCCUAGCAAUUUGUACACCAUCGUAGGUUAGCCCCGCCUGCUGUCUGCUAGUCCAGGACCCCAUAUCCACACAAAAGUCGCAAAUUCGAAUUCCAAGCGCAAAUUUGGUGCUGGCGAGCUGAGCUGCUUUGAACGUUGUCUUUGUGUUCAAUCACUACCACUUCUAGGAUGCAUUGACAGC
This is a messenger RNA of Ceraceosorus guamensis, 2030 nucleotides long. RefSeq lists its product as hypothetical. The transcript has a single exon. The coding region runs from base 324 to 1880 and encodes 518 amino acids. Gene Ontology annotation, molecular function: acyltransferase activity, transferring groups other than amino-acyl groups. Lineage: Eukaryota; Fungi; Basidiomycota; Exobasidiomycetes; Ceraceosorales; Ceraceosoraceae. The record is from RefSeq and is a predicted model, not a curated record.